AUGUACAAAUUAAAUAAUUUGACAAAUUUUACGAGUCUAUUGAAAACAAAAUGGGAUGAAAUUCACAACGAAACAGAUAUAUUCCGAUAUAAAAUUGAUGGUGUAGAAGAAAGGAUUGUUGAUGGAAAAUAUUUCCUGCAGUUAAACCCAGACCGGCGUUCUAAAAGACGAACUCCAGAAGAAAUGACCAGUAUUAGUCAACCAUUUGACGAAAAAAAGUUUCAUUUCAACAAAGUUUCUACAAAAGAAAUACUAUUUUCUUUGGAAGGCAGAGAUGGAGACAUACACACUGUAUUGGUGAAUGUGAGUCCUAUAUCCAGGUACCAUUCGUUGCUGUGCCCAUCUGUAAGCAGAUGCCUACCUCAGGUGGUAACUCCUGACAGUUUGAACAUAGUCGUACAGGUCAUGUUCCAAGUUGAAGAUCGAGAUGUAAGAAUUGGAUUUAAUAGCAUUUGCGGUUUUGCAUCUGUCAAUCAUUUGCACUAUCACAUAUUUGUUGAAGAAAAAACUUUGCAUAUAGAAACUGUGAAAUGGCAACACUUCAAAUGGGAAAUGUAUCUCCUGGAUGACGAAUUAUCAGUACCUGCUUUUUGUUUUAAAAUAAAACAAGACUCUUCUGGCCAGACAUUGCAACAAGCUUGGAAAGUUCUGAAAUACUUCUUAGAGAAGUCUAUUGCUCACAAUAUUCUUUUUACCAAAAGAGGUUUGGGUGACGAUGAGUUAUAUUUGAUAGUAUGGCCACGGAGGAAUACUUGUGGUGCGAAACAGUUGUCAGCUUUUAAUGUGGCUAUGUUGGAACUCAGUGGCUGGUUCCCAAUAUAUGAUGAAGAAGACUUUAAGAAUGUUCAAGCCAAAGAUCUUGAGGCAGAAUUAGUGAAAUGGAAAAGAGAUGACUUUAAAAGUAUUUGUGAAAAUAUUAAAUGUAUAUUGUAA
Molecule: messenger RNA, 933 nt
Organism: Spodoptera littoralis (African cotton leafworm)
Lineage: Eukaryota; Metazoa; Arthropoda; Insecta; Lepidoptera; Noctuidae
Source: the annotation of a GenBank genome assembly